Molecule: messenger RNA, 1101 nt
Organism: Naegleria fowleri
Lineage: Eukaryota; Heterolobosea; Eutetramitea; Acrasida; Naegleriidae
Exons: 5
Coding region: 1-1101 (366 amino acids)
Biological process (GO): protein phosphorylation
Molecular function (GO): protein kinase activity; ATP binding
Source: RefSeq, a predicted model, not a curated record
AUGACAGAAUUGAGCGACUUUGAAAUUGUGGAGCAGCUUGGAUCGGGAAGCUUUGGUAAGGUGAUGAAGGUUAGAUCGAAGAAGGACCAACAGUUGUACGUUUGGAAGGAAAUUGAUUACUCCAAAAUGAGCGAAAAGGAAAAACAACUCAUCGUAUCUGAAGUAAAUAUUUUGCGAGGAUUGGACCAUCCUCACAUUGUCAAGUAUCAUAAUCGAGUACUUGAUCGGGCAAGGAAAAAAUUGUAUAUUGUCAUGGAAUGUUGCGAGGGAGGCGAUCUAUCGCAAUUCAUUGCUUCAUUGAAGAAGAGAAAGGAGUAUAUCGAUGAAGCCACCAUUCUCAAAAUAUUCUCUGAAAUCUGUUCUGCCUUAAAGGAAUGUCAUUUAAGAAAGGGAGGCAAGAUUAUCCAUAGAGAUUUGAAACCAGCCAACGUUCUUUUAGAUAAAAACUUGAAUGCCAAGUUGGGUGAUUUUGGCUUGGCAAGAAUGCUCUCUGAUAAUACCAAGUUGGCUCACACGAAAUUGGGAACUCCUUACUACAUGAGUCCAGAAUUACUCUCUGAACAUGUUUCAGAUCAAGGUUAUAAUGAAAGCUGUGACAUUUGGUCGUUGGGUUGCAUGCUCUAUGAAUUGUGUGCUCUAGAACCUCCAUUCAAAGCUCCAAAUGGUGUUUUGCUGGAAAAGAAGAUUCUUGCAGGAAAAUAUGAGCCAAUUCCUUCUCAAUACAGUCGGGAAUUAUCAGAAUUAAUUGCAAGCAUGCUUCGUAUUAAUCCAGAAAAACGAAUUACAAUUGCAGAAAUUUGUGAUUCUACUAUCAUGAAAUAUCCACUAAUGGAAACUCAUCUCCAACAAAUGUACAAAAUUUUAAAGGAUAAAGAGAAGGCCCUUGAAAAGAGAGAACAAUUUGUCAGGAAGAAAGAAGAAAAGCUUGAGGAAUUGGAAAAGCAAUUAGAAAAAGAAAAGAGAGAACUUGAAAAACUUAAGAAGGGAAAUGUUGUAAAUACAAAAGCACCAAUACCACCACCAAUUGAGGGGGCUCUUGUAGUGUCUCCUCUUGCUAUGGAGGUUAAUAAGGAAAAUAUAUUCCAAACAUUCAAAGUAUAA